Rotaria sp. Silwood1 is the source of this 2139-nucleotide messenger RNA. The record is from the annotation of a GenBank genome assembly. Lineage: Eukaryota; Metazoa; Rotifera; Eurotatoria; Philodinida; Philodinidae.
AUGAGAAAUAAAUUAGAAAUAUUUCCAAAUGAAUUAUUUUUAAAUAUAUUUUUAUAUUUUUCAUGGGAUGAAGUCUUAAUAUCAUUCUGGUCAUUAAAUAAACGUAUUGAUAAUCUUAUUUGUUCAAUAUUUGAAAUAAAUAAAACUGGGAUUAUUUUCAAUAAACCAGGUUUAUCUUAUAAAAAAUUUUCUAAAAUAUUAUUACCAUUAAUAUUUAAUUCAUUAUCUCUUCGUUCUUCUAUUAAAUAUAUUCAUUUUGAUGGAACAAAUUCAAUUUGUUUUAAUUUAAUUUAUCAAGAUAUUUUUUCUUAUAAUGAUAAAUCAAUUCUUUGUUUUCCAAAUCUUAAAUCACUUUAUAUAAGUCGAUGUUUAUUAUCUCAAUCAUUAAUUCAAACAUUAUCUUUUCUUAUUCAAUAUCAAUUAAAUCAACUUACAUUAACAUUUGAUGAAGAUAUAUAUGAAACUUUUGGUUAUGGACGCGAACUUUCAUCAAUCCUUUCUGAUCGAGAAAAGAUAAAAAGUAUAUUUAAACAAAUUUUAUGUCAAAUAUUUUCUAAUCAAUGUCAAUUAACUUCUCUUCAACUCGAUAUAGCCAAUUUGUCUUAUGAAAUUCAUCAAAGUUUAAAUUCACCUGAUUAUCUUUCAUCAAACAAAAUUUCUAAUGAAUCUCAAUCUUAUUGUAUUACUUUACGCCGUUUGUUUAUUCAUCUCGAGUACGCCUGUUUUCUUGAACAUCUCAUUGAAUAUGUGCCCAAUCUCGAACAACUAUCGAUUCAUUUUCGCAAUUCAUUAAUCGAUAAGUAUCGUCUUGAUUCAAAUAUUCAAAUACCGAAACUAUCAAAUGGAAAUUGGUUUAAUAAAGUACCACGAUUGAAAAGUUUUACAUUGAAAAGUUUUGUUCAUACUGAUUUUGAAUUUACUUAUUUAAAAUGGCUUCUUAAUAAUUUAAAUCAUAUUACAAAACUGCAAAUUCAUUUAUAUAGUAAUUAUACAUGGAAGGCAGAUCAAUUAAUAUGGAAAUCUAUAAUUGAUGCAAAUUUUAUUCGUCAAUAUUGUUUACCUGAUCAAAUAAUUAAUUUAAAAUAUUUUUAUUUUUAUAUUUGUGCAAAAUGUCAUUCAUCAUUAAAUAAUAUUUCGAAAAUAAUUAAUUCUUUUAAAAUAAAUUCUUUUUUUAUUGAUCAUCAAUGGACAAAUGUUCAAUGUUUUUAUGAUAAAAAUACCUCAUAUCAACAUAUAUUCUCUUCUAAUCUUAAGAAAUUUCAACGUUCUAUCCUUUUAUUUAAGCAUCCAUAUAUAUAUGAAUGGUCUGAUAUUGAACAUAUUCAAAAUAGUCUUCAUCCAUCAUUUUAUUUAUUUCUCAAACACUUCGAUGAAUUAUGUCCUAAUAUUUCUUCUAUGACAAUUGAUAUAGGAAAUUAUGACGUUGAACCAAAUAUUGUGCGAUCAUUGACAACACCAUUCAAAAUGGGACAACAAAAUCUAAAUGAUAGUCAACUUCGAAAUGUUACAAAACUUAGAUUUGGAUAUUGUUCUCGUCGUCGUAUUGGUCCUUCUAGAGAAUUGACAUAUCAAGAUAGAGAACGUGCCAGACUACUUACUAUUCUUAUUUCAAUGCCUAUACAACUUAAAUAUCUUUUUGUUCAAAAAUUUGAAUGGCUUUUAUAUAUUGUUCAAUAUCCUUUUCAUUACUUGCGAAAAAGUGCAUUAAAUACUGUUCGAUAUGCUGAAUUUGGUAUUUCGAGUUGUAAUGUUGGUGAAAAUGAUUCAAUUCAGAUUGGCAAAUAUCUUGUACCUUUUCUGAAUACUUAUAUGCCUUAUUUACAAACAUUACGUCUUUGGAGACCAGAUGAUUUUCCUUGGACAUCAAUUCGACCGAACUUUAGUUCUGGAAAUUUAUCUGGAAAUUUUAUGAGACAAUGGAGACAAACUCUACGUACACCUGAAUCUAUAAAUGAACAUGUUAUUGUGUUUGAACAAGAUCUUUGUCAAUUAGUCGAACAAUUAAAACAAUUUGUUUAUCUUGAUAUUUAUGGCAAAAUUGAUCCUGAAAAAGUCGAACCUUAUCAUUUAAUGGUUCAAACACGUUUUCCAAAUAGUCGAUAUGAUAUUCAAAUAUCAAGAUUUUCUCUUUGGAUUUAA